This is a messenger RNA of Vidua macroura (Pin-tailed whydah), 1879 nucleotides long. It is a transcript of the gene ATE1, whose product is annotated as arginyltransferase 1. Gene Ontology annotation, cellular component: cytoplasm. Gene Ontology annotation, molecular function: arginyl-tRNA--protein transferase activity. Gene Ontology annotation, biological process: protein arginylation. NCBI's taxonomy places the organism in Eukaryota, Metazoa, Chordata, Aves, Passeriformes, Viduidae. The coding region runs from base 134 to 1696 and encodes 520 amino acids. The transcript has 12 exons. The record is from RefSeq and is a predicted model, not a curated record.
GGGCCGAGGGCGGAGGAGCGGCCGAGCCGCAGCGGGGUUCGCUCCCCGAUCCGCCCGCGGGGCACGCUGGGCCGGGCGCGGCGGCGGCAGCGGCCGGGCGGGGGCGCUGCGAGGCUGCGGGGCCGCCGGCGCCAUGCCCGCCGCCGUGGUGGAGUACAAGGGAUGGAAAGAAGGCUACGGCUGCGGCUACUGCGGCGCGGCGCGGGGCAAGGUGUCCGCGGGUAUGUGGGCACAUUCGAUGACAGUUCAAGAUUACCAGGACCUCAUAGACAGAGGAUGGCGAAGAAGUGGAAAAUACGUCUACAAACCUAUCAUGAAUCAAACAUGUUGUCCUCAAUACACAAUAAGGUGCCGGGCUCUGCAUUUUCAGGCCUCCAAGUCCCACAAGAAGGUUCUGAAGAAAAUGUUGAAAUUCAUUUCCAAAGGAGAUGUUCCGAAAGUAGCGAGUGAAGAAGAGCCAAUGGAUUCCCAUAUAGAGGAUGUGGCCACGUGUGAUUUUCCAUGCAAAAGUGAGUCUCAGGUCAGUCAGUCUGACCUGACUCCCUUGGCUGUGGAUCAAACUGAGAGGGUGGAGAAUGAAGAUAAGGACUCAGGAGAAACAAAAGAAGAGGAGAAUGUGCAGAAGGUGGAAUCGGAUUCUGUUCAGAUCUCUGCAGACAAAGACACCCCAGUCCCUGCAGAGCCAUCACAUUCAGCUAAAGCUGCUCAUGCACCACCCAAGCCAGGGAAAGGGGCUGAUCUGAGCAAGCCUCUGUGUCGGAAAGCAAAGGACAUCAGGAAAGAGAGAAAGCUACAGAAGCUCCUGCAGAACCAGAUGGGCACAGUAGAAGGCUCUCAACAAGGAGAUCAAGCUUUCCUCUUGCAAAACUCUAAAUCUAAAACAAACCAGCCUAAAAACAUCGAAGACUUUGUUUUUGUCCCUCUGCCUGAUGAUGCACGACACAAAUUAGAGGUGAGGGUGGUGAGAUCAUCUCCACCAAGUUCACAGUUCAAAGCCACAUUUCAGGAGUCUUACCAGGUCUAUAAACGUUACCAGAUGGUUAUUCACAAGGACCCACCUGAUAAACCAACCAUAAAUCAGUUCACACGAUUCCUCUGUGAUUCCCCUCUGGAGGCAGAGCAUACCCCAGAUGGACCAGAAUGUGGCUAUGGCUCCUUCCACCAGCAGUACUGGCUGGAUGGGAAGAUAAUUGCUGUUGGUGUCAUUGAUAUCCUGCCCUACUGUGUGUCCUCAGUCUAUCUCUACUACGACCCAGACUUUUCUUUCUUAUCUUUGGGAGUCUACUCUGCAUUACGGGAAAUUGCUUUUACCAGACAGCUUUGUGUAAAAGCUCCUGAUCUCUGUUUUUAUUAUAUGGGUUUCUACAUCCAUUCAUGCCCCAAAAUGAGAUACAAGGGUCAGUACAAGCCCUCUGACCUGCUGUGCCCAGAGACCUACGUGUGGACACCCAUUGAGCAGUGCCUGCCCCUGCUCGAGCACUCCAAGUACUCCCGCUUCAACCAGGAUGGAAAAGCAGUCGAUGAAGGUCGUCUGAAGGAGCUGGGCAGGGUGAGGGUGCUGCACAAGAGAACCGUGAUGCCUUACAGCGUGUACAAGAAGAGGAGGAAGGGGCCCAGUGACGAGGCCAGCGUCCAGCAAUAUGCAAGCCUGGUGGGACAGACCUGUUCAGAGAGAAUGCUGCUGUUCAGGAGCUGAAACCCCACGAGAUGGCAUUUCACUGGCUCUACAUUUCAUUGCACUGCCACUGGGUGAUCUGUACCAUAGUCGUGUGCUGGUGUGCCCACUCAGACAGGCUGGAACAGAUGUAUAGCCAGGCUUGUGUCAAUACAUGGUACUGUGUGCAAAGGCCAACUCCAAUAAAUCUUACAGUACAGCAAG